This is a messenger RNA of Pieris brassicae (large cabbage white), 1769 nucleotides long. RefSeq names its product sugar transporter ERD6-like. The coding region runs from base 293 to 1714 and encodes 473 amino acids. Gene Ontology annotation, cellular component: membrane. The record is from RefSeq and is a predicted model, not a curated record. NCBI's taxonomy places the organism in Eukaryota, Metazoa, Arthropoda, Insecta, Lepidoptera, Pieridae. Gene Ontology annotation, molecular function: transmembrane transporter activity. Gene Ontology annotation, biological process: transmembrane transport. The transcript is spliced from 8 exons.
CACUACGUGCGUGCGCGACCUUAAUAUUGAGAACCUGUAUAAUACUUUGUGUAUAAAUCGUUUAGUAUUUUAAAAAUUUAUUCAUAUUUGUUCUGUGUAACGUCUAUAUUGCAUACUAAAUGUAAUUCGAUACGUGAGAUUUGCUUACAUCUUAACAGGAAAAGUCGUUUAAAUUCAUUCUAUAGUAAAGACAUGAGUAUAAAAUUGAAUAGAUAUUAAGAAAAGUGAAGGAAAAUGAUACAUUUAAUUUGUGAUAUCGUUAGAGUUUGAAGUAUUAUUUAUUUCCCUUAUAAUGGAAGAUGGAAGAAAGUUGCAGUAUGUGGUCACAUGUGCCGUAUCUAUACUAACGUCUACUAUGGGUUUCAUUAAUACAUGGGCAACACCAAUGAUAAGGAAGUUUUGGCUGGAUGAAGCAGAUUUUCAAUUUAAUGAUGAGGAAACAAAAUUGUUCUUCAAUAUAACACCAAUAGGAUUGUUAGUUGGAACUGUGUUUGCAGGAUACAUUUGCGACAAAUUUGGCCGACGAACUACAUUAUUAACUGCUACAGUGAUCGCUGCUUUUGGAUUGAUUUUUACUGCAUUAUCAUCGGCUGCAUGGAUGCUGUAUGUAAUGCAGGGUCUUUGGACAUUCUCUUUGGGUUGGAAAUAUAUAUAUAUGGCAGAAAUUGUAGACCCCGAUAUCCGUGGAGGUCUGACUUUGGCGACAAGAUCUAUGUUCCAUUUCGGAAGUCUUUUAAUGGUAUUGAUAGGAGAAACGGUAUCUUAUAGAGCAAUGAACAAUUGGAUUAUAAUUGCACCUUUGCUGUCCUUCGCAGCUAUUUACCCAAUACCAGAGUCACCUUAUUAUCUAUUGAAAGUGGGAUUGGAGGAACAGGCUAGAAAAGAAAUGUCUAGGUUGCAGGAAAACGUGGGGACUGAGGACAUUGAUACUCAAUUUGAAAAAAUGAAGAUGCUUGUCACAAUGGAGAUGCAAAAUUCUAGUUCGUUCUUCAAAUUCAUUAGCAAUAAAAGGUAUCGAAAAGCUCUGAUUAUAACAUUCGGUUUAAAGUUGUUCUAUAUUUUGUCGGGAACAACAGUGGUGCAAGGAUUAUACAUCACAAUACUUAUAGAGGGGGAUAUCAAAUUGAAUCCCAGAAAAAUGGUUGAUAUAGAUGUGGCGAUAAAAGUUGGUAUUGGUAUACUCUCCGCCUUACUAGUGGACCGAGUGGGUCGUCGCAUUCUUCUCUUGUGGUCAUUCAUCGGAUGUAGCCUGUCAAUUGCCGUUAUUGCACUAUACUUUGGAGUCCGAGAUUAUUAUACUCAGGCGAUCCAAGCCAUUGGUUAUGUAACUUUUGCUGCUGUUAUUAUAUUUCUCAUAUCAAAUUCACUUGGUUUAGCCUCUAUCAAAGAAAUCAUAGAAGUAGAGUUAUUCCCUCUUAAUGUAAGGGUAAUGGCUGUAGUCACUCUUUAUGUGUUCGGAGGACUUGGCUAUCCAUUACACAUAGGGGUUAGAGAAUUCGAGAAUUCAGCUGGGCGCGUGAGUGUGUUUUGGACGCUUGCUGUAAUUUCAGUCCUUGGAUUUGUUUUUACGUACUUCGUCCUACCUGAAACGAAACGUAAGAGUUUGAAAGAAAUUCAAGAGAUGCUUCGAGGUGAUGAUAAUGUAAGCGAACAAGAAAUGACAACAAUACAAGAGAGAACAGAGAGGUUUAGAGAUAGAGUAAUAUCUGGUUAGAGUAAUAUCUUGUAGAAUAAUUGUUGAAUUAAAUAAAUUUGUUAUAACGUCUUUA